Molecule: messenger RNA, 594 nt
Organism: Coffea arabica (coffee)
Lineage: Eukaryota; Viridiplantae; Streptophyta; Magnoliopsida; Gentianales; Rubiaceae
Product: 2-alkenal reductase (NADP(+)-dependent)
Molecular function (GO): oxidoreductase activity, acting on the CH-CH group of donors, NAD or NADP as acceptor
Source: RefSeq, a predicted model, not a curated record
AUGAAGAACCAAUCUCCCUCUGAGCGAGCCAUAAAUUUUGCGGGCGAUGUUAUCCCUGGCAAGUGCAUUGAUGGUUAUGGUGUUGGGAGAGUUGUUCUUUCUGGGAACCCUGACCAUGAGAAGGAUGACUUGGUUUCUGGGUUCCUGUGCUGGGGAGAGUACAGCAUAAUAGAAGAGGGUGGUGCCAUGUUAAGGAAGGUGGAUACAAUGGGAUUUCCGAUUUCUUACAAUGUAGGAAUUCUAGGAUUCGGUGGCCUUACUGCUUAUGCUGGAUUUUUCGAGUUGUGUAAGCCAAAGAAAGGGGAAAAGGUAUUUGUCUCUGCUGCUUCAGGAUCGAUAGGAAAUUUAGUGGGACGGUAUGCGAAGCUCAUCGGUUGCUAUGUUGUAGGCAGUGCUGGAAGCUCAGAAAAGGUAGAUUUGCUCAAGAAUAAGCUUGGUUUUGACGAGGCUUUCAACUACAACGAAAAAACUGAUCUUAAGAGGUACUUUCCAGAUGGGAUUGACAUUUAUUUUGAUAACGUGGGAGCAGGGAUGCUAGAAGCAGCAGUGGAUAACAUGAAUGCCUUUGGUAGAUCGCUGCGUGUGGUGUUAUAG